Messenger RNA from Didymodactylos carnosus, 729 nucleotides. Lineage: Eukaryota; Metazoa; Rotifera; Eurotatoria; Philodinida; Philodinidae. The record is from the annotation of a GenBank genome assembly.
AUGAGACGUGCUAAUCAUGCAUCACUUUCUCGCAACUGUGUUCAUUUUGUUCAUCCAUCACUGAUAAAAAGGCAAUGUGAAACCUGUAAUCAAAAUACUUUUAAAAACGAACAAGAUUUUCAACUACAUGAACGAGCUUGUAGAAAAUAUUUUACUGAUAUUUUAACCACGCGUUCAGCUCCAAGUUUAUCAAGUGAAUACGAUAUUUUAGAUGAAUAUUUGCUCGAACAUCAAAUAGAUGGAGAAGAUGAUGAUAAUGAUUUAAAUCAAUAUCUGCCUGUCGAUCUAGAUUCAAAAACGAAGCAUUGUUCGUUUACACUUUCUCAAACAGUAUCACCAUCUCCAAAAAGGCCACAUACUCGAAUAGACCAACACUGGCGUAGAACUCGUACAAGAAUACGUCCAGUUGAUCCUGUAGAUGAUGUUUUAGGUGAUUUGGUGCAUGAUAUACCAGCAAAAAUAGACUCUCAUACCGGUUUUCAAGCAACUAGUAUAUCGAACGACUAUGCCACUGGUCUAAGUUCACCAAAUGUAAGUCUUCUUCUAGACGAAUGGAUACAAUGUAAUAAUAUUAAUAGUAGAAAAAUAUCACCACUGAGGUCAACCAGCAAUCAGAACAAUUUAGGUGAUCUGCUCCGCUAUCAUUCUUCUCAAAGAUGUAACAGCAAAAAAGACGAGAGCGAUAACGCAUGGUUCGAGAUGUUUGGUGAAAAAUUCAAGAAAAUUUAG